This is a messenger RNA of Eleginops maclovinus (Patagonian blennie), 2212 nucleotides long. It is a transcript of the gene apol, whose product is annotated as apolipoprotein L. Lineage: Eukaryota; Metazoa; Chordata; Actinopteri; Perciformes; Eleginopidae. Gene Ontology annotation, molecular function: lipid binding. Bases 242 to 1921 code for a protein of 559 amino acids. Gene Ontology annotation, biological process: lipid transport; lipoprotein metabolic process. The transcript has 4 exons. The record is from RefSeq and is a predicted model, not a curated record. Gene Ontology annotation, cellular component: extracellular region; membrane.
AUACUACGUGGUGAGUUGGAGAAAAGAAAAUGAAACCUAACAGCGUCAGCUCCUUUGUCAACAAAACUCCUUAACAAGUAGUCUGGCGUUAGUGCUUUUAGCAGAGUAGUUAUGUUGUUUCUGGGGUCAGGGUUAGAAACAGGUUCGAUGUACAAUAUUUCUCUGUUUUUAUUUUAAACACGAAAGUACUUAAUUGUGAUUUGAGUCGAGGAACUGCAGUACGCACACCGUCAGGAGAAACAUGUCUACAACAAGAAAGGAACUCCAGGAGGCCUUGUGCUGGUACACCGCAGACACCCUCAUCGACAUCGACACAGUGAAAGAAUUCUGUGAGAAGAGCCCUAAAUGGAUGCUAAAGAUGAAGAUAGAGUGGGAAAGGAUGAAUGACAUCAAAGACAGGGCUGACAAAAUUGACCUGUGCAUCGGCCAUGUUACCCAGUCAAAAAACAGAGGUACAACAUUUCUGCAAUAUCUGAAGAGCAAGGUUACCCAGGGUACUGCAGACAGCAGGCGUGCAGAGCUGGAGGAGGAGCUGGCUGCUGUACUGAAGUCCACUCUGGAAGGCCUGGAGAAGCUCAACUGCUUCCUGGAUGCGGUGGAGAAUCUGGCAGUCACCUCGCUUCAUUUGUUCAUGGAAGAGAACCAGAUGUUACAUCUGCCAGAAGGGAUCAGCCCUGUAACGGUUCAGGUCGUCAUCAUUGCUGCACGGAUAAUCUGCCCUCACCUCCUCGAGUUUAAAAGAGAUGCCAGUGCCUUCUUCAGCCCCAAACUUCAGAAUGUUGAAGUGCUGGCAUAUCAGCUGGACAGAUACAUAAAGACCACCCAUAAUAUCUGUGAGAAGUUAGAGAAAAGCUCCUUCUGUGACUUUUGCCUGAAUAUGAACGACGAUACUCUGGUAGACCUCGAUGUGGAUUUGUCUGAAGAGGACACACAAAGGAUGCUUCAGCACAUUAUUCAGCUCGAGGAACUCAGGAUGAACCAGAGCUUCCGGAUGGCGUUCUUGUUUCAGGAGGAACCCUGCUCUGCCUUCAUCAAUGAGUUCAAAGAGCGACAGCCGAGGAUGCUCCAGUCACUAAUAGACCUGGAGCAGCAUGCUGUUCAGUUAGACCAGAUGAAUAAGGGAGCAAAGAUCUCCAGUGUGGCAGGCAGCUCAGUGGGGGCAGUAGGAGGUGUGCUUUCCAUUGUUGGUUUGGCUUUAAUUCCUGUAACAGCUGGAGUGUCUUUGGCUCUGACAAUGACCGGGGUAGGCAUGGGAGUUACGAGUGCAGUCAACAGUGCUGUCACCACUGGCACAGAGAUUGGAGUAAACCAUACAUAUCAAAGGAAAGCCAAAGAAGUUUUCAAGAGCUUCAUGGAGGAUGUGCAGUGUCUCCAAAAAUGUCUGGAGGAAGUCACCCAAAGGGAAACAAGCCAGAUAGAUGUUGCUCUCGGAGUUGGCAAGGUGAUAGCUAAAGUUGGUUUUAUUGGUAAAGGUGUCGAUUCACUUGUUGAUUUAGUCUCUGCUUUCAAGCUGUUAAAAAGUGAAGAGCUAGCUAUGACUGGUGCUAAAGUGGCAAUGCAGGAAGGGAAAGCUUUACUUAACGUUCCCAGGGUGGUGGCAGAUAUUCCAGAUAUUGGUCAGGCAGCAGUCAAAGGGCCUCUUGCCCUCUCCAAGUCAGCCAGGGCUGGUUUCAUCGGGCUCAAUGCUCUGUUCCUCGGCAUGGAUAUCUUCUUCAUCUGUAAAGACAGCAUUAGUCUGGCCAAAGGAAGCGAGACUGAAGUCUCACAGUUUAUCAGAGCCAGAGCAGCACUUCUGAGAUCAGAGGUAGAUUCAAUGCAGACGAUCCAUGACACCUUGUGCGAAGGUUUGAAAAUAUUCGAAGAAAACAAAGCUAUCCUGGAGACGCCAAUUUUUCCAGAGAGGGAGAUGAAGAAUCACUAAGAAGCCAAAGUACUACUAAACUAAGGGGGCUUUACAGACUGUACACAGACAACACGCUCUGUUGUUAGACCUGCACAAGGAACAACUCCACAAUUAACAUAAAAAUGAGAGAAAUGUCUGGGCGAACUACUGAAGAGGGAUUCUACUACGGACGGACAAAGGUGCAAAAGAGGUUGUGUAUACAGAAUAAAUGUAUAUUCUGUAAUCUGUAUGAUCUUUAUUAUGUGUAUGUCUAAUUCUGACAGUAUUUUCCCUUGCACAAAUUAAUCAAUAAAUUUUGAGACAGUUAAA